AUGGCGCCUUCAGCUAUCACACCACCAGUCUUAACUCCCACAUCUCUUACCUUCCCGACCUCCAACCACACAUCCGGAGCUGUUGGUGAUACGCCCAAUUUCCACGGUUACGAUCACAUUACCUGGUACGUAGGGAACGCCAAGCAAGCUGCCUCCUACUACACCACCCGUCUCGGCUUCUAUACCAUCGCGUACAAAGGCCUCGAGACCGGAAGCCGAUACAUUGCCUCUCAUGUCGUAGCAAACGGCGAUAUCAGAUUUGUCCUUACGUCUCCCAUUAAAUCAUACUCAUGUCUCGCCGACGACGACGAGCAGAUCACUCCUGAAGAGCGGACGCUUCUAAAAGAGAUAUAUGAGCAUCUGGAGAAACACGGAGAUGCAGUCAAAGACGUGGCCUUUGAAGUCGACGAUGUGGAAGCCGUAUAUCGGAAUGCAGUCGAGCAAGGCGCCGUCUCAGUCCAACCUCCCCGCAGAGCCUUAGACAAGAACAAUUACGGGUCGGUCUCAACAGCCAUUAUCAAAACAUACGGCGAUACAACCCACACCCUGAUCUCCCGCUACUCAUACGACGGCGUCUUCCUCCCUGGAUACAAGGCCAUCCCCGCCUCAAAAGUCGACCCCCUCCAACAACUCCUCCCCACCGUCACCCUCUCCGCAAUCGACCACUGCGUCGGCAACCAAGACUGGGGCGCCAUGGAAGAAGCCUGCGCCUACUAUGAAAAAUGCCUCUCCUUCCACCGCUUCUGGUCCGUCGACGACUCCCAAAUAUCCACCGAAUUCUCCGCCCUAAACUCCAUCGUCAUGGCAUCCCCCAACAACGUCGUCAAAAUGCCCAUCAACGAACCCGCCCCCGGCAAGAAAAAGAGCCAAAUCGAGGAGUACGUAGAAUUCUACGGCGGUGCCGGCGUGCAGCACAUAGCGCUACGGACAAACGAUAUCAUCUCCGCAGUGUCCAACAUGCGCGCGCGGGGCGUGGAAUUCAUAAGCGUCCCCGAGACGUACUAUACCACGAUGCGGCAGCGUCUCAAGACCGAUAAGCGGAGCUGGGCGCUCCAAGAGGAUUUCGAUACGAUUCAGAAACUCAAUAUCCUGAUUGAUUUUGACGAGGGUGGAUACCUGCUGCAGCUGUUCACGAAACCGCUGAUGGAUCGCCCGACGGUGUUUAUUGAGAUUAUUCAACGGAAUGAAUUUGAUGGGUUUGGAGCUGGUAAUUUUAAGAGCCUGUUUGAGGCUAUUGAGAGGGAGCAGGAGGAACGGGGGAAUUUGUAG
Molecule: messenger RNA, 1269 nt
Organism: Venustampulla echinocandica
Lineage: Eukaryota; Fungi; Ascomycota; Leotiomycetes; Helotiales; Pleuroascaceae
Product: putative 4-hydroxyphenylpyruvate dioxygenase
Exons: 1
Coding region: 1-1269 (422 amino acids)
Biological process (GO): L-tyrosine catabolic process
Molecular function (GO): 4-hydroxyphenylpyruvate dioxygenase activity
Source: RefSeq, a predicted model, not a curated record